AUGGCAUCCCUCAGUUCCUGUCCGUUUACUUUUGCCUGUAUUGCUUUGCUGUUACUGGGCAACACACUCACAAAUGCACGUCCUGCCGCAGAAGAUAUGGAUUUCGAUGAUGCAGAGUAUGCUGCCCGGCAUAUGGCUCAACUAGAAGAUCGUCCUUACUCCUACCCAGAGCUGUUGGAGCAUCUACAGAAACGAUUUAUGCUGGGCCUUGGAGUGCCACCUCGUUCUCAAGUGAAGAAAUUCUUCCUGGGCCUUGGUGCACCCCGGCGACACCGACUGAAUCGCUAA
This is a messenger RNA of Dibothriocephalus latus, 288 nucleotides long. Lineage: Eukaryota; Metazoa; Platyhelminthes; Cestoda; Diphyllobothriidea; Diphyllobothriidae. The record is from the annotation of a GenBank genome assembly.